AUGAACAAGCUCCUAAUCGUCCUUUUGGCCGUGUGCCUCGUCAGCGUUCACGCUUUCGUGAAACGCGAUGCUCCUGCGGCAGCCCCAUCAUCACCAUCAGCAGAUAUUCAACAACAGUUCGAGAAGAUUGCCGCUAGUGCAAAGAGUUUUGGUGACAAUGUUCAUGCUUUCGUGAAACGUGAUGCCCCUGCUGCUAACAACAACUACAUGGAAACACUACAGAAGCAAAUGGAAGAAUUCGCAAAGACUGUUAACAACCAAAUGUCACAAGCCUUCGACCCUGACACCAUCAAGAAGAACUUCAAUGAAUUAGUGGACAACGCUACUAAGACGACGAGAUAA
Spodoptera littoralis (African cotton leafworm) is the source of this 342-nucleotide messenger RNA. The record is from the annotation of a GenBank genome assembly. NCBI's taxonomy places the organism in Eukaryota, Metazoa, Arthropoda, Insecta, Lepidoptera, Noctuidae.